GGUGGCGGUCCGCUGGCAUUGACUCGCGGCGCCCCGGCAUCAAAUCAGGUCCUCCCCUCGGCCACGACUCCACCCCCCGACGGCGCUUGUCGUGUCCUUCUGAAGCACGGCGACAACGUCAGUGAUGCGGUUAUGCGACUACUAGCCGCCCUGUGCCUGCUGCUCGCCUGCGCCAUCCGCUACGCACUGGCCACGGUCAAAUGCUACUGCACCGAUGACCACUGCGUGCCCUACGGGGCCUGCGACGGCGCCGUCUGUUUGGUCGGGAUUCUGCGCGAGAACAAUCAGGUGAUCCGCACCUGUGGUUCCCGGCCCCUGGGAUGUCAUAGGGACGAAGACGACCGUUGGACCGAUUUGUGCGCUUGUGAUCAGCCGUUCUGCAAUACGUUCUCCUACCUUCGAUCGCAUACAAGUCAGCGUCGCGAAACCCACCCUCCCGACGAUGUUCCGCUGGUCUUUGAACGAGUGGACAGGCCCGACGAUGGUUUUCCACCCGAGCAAGGUCCAGUCACAGUCAGCUCUCUUCUUACUGUUCUUCUCGUUGUCGUGCCGCUCACUGUGGGAGCAGCUACCGUACUGGUGGUUGCAUUCAACUACUACUGUCAUUUGUGCUAG
Molecule: messenger RNA, 615 nt
Organism: Cylicocyclus nassatus
Lineage: Eukaryota; Metazoa; Nematoda; Chromadorea; Rhabditida; Strongylidae
Source: the annotation of a GenBank genome assembly